AUCUUAGUUAGUGUAGUAGUACUAGUAAAAGUAUCACAAAAACUGCUGUAAAAUCCAAAAGAAAAAUUUCACCACUUGAUUGCCAAAAACAGCCGAUUCCAGCAGCAAGUGGCAAAAGAGAGAAUCUAUGCCAUCAUCAUCAUAGGCAAUUUUCUCACAAUAGACAAACCCACCAUCACUUUCAAAGAAAACCCCACCUUCUUCAAAUGGCCUUUCCUCACCAUCAACAACCGCUAUUUUUCACAACCAACAAUAUAAUAUUACUACGAAGAAACUUGCCAUUGCCCAUGUGGGCCCCCUCAGAGUUCAUGUGAGCACACAUCCCUACACACACAAUCAUUGAUCCCCUCCCCUUCCAUCAUCAUCACUUCACAAGAUUUCAUUGUACUACACAUUUGCAUAAUCCCCUCACUCUUCUUCUUCUUCUUCUUUAAGAUGUGGAGCAAUCUCCCAAUUGACCUCCUCGCCAACAUCUUCUCCUACCUCCCCCCGGACUCCCUGGCCCGGGCCCGCGCCACCUGCAAAGUCUGGCGCGCCACGGCGGAGCUGGCGGUUCCACGGAACCGCCACCCGCCGUGGUUCCUUGCAUUGCCGGCCCGCAGUUGGGGCCUCACUUCCUGCUACGCCCACAACCCGAUCGAGGACAGCUGGCACAAGCUGGAUCUCGAUCGGGGUGGUGCUAGCCCGCCGCCGCUGAAGCCGAUCGCGGCCAUCGGCGGCUUGAUCCUCAUGAAGCUCGCCUCCGCGACUCAGCUCCAGCUGGCGAUCUGCAACCCCUUCACCGCCCAAUUCAGAGCCCUCCCCGCGCUUCGCGUCGCCCGGACCAAUCCGGCCGUCGGGGUGGUGGCGCCCGAGGGAAGCCGGAGCUUCAGAAUCUACGUGGCCGGAGGGAUGUCGGAGGCCGGCGGAGCGUACGAGCCCACCGUGGAGGUGUACGACUCCGCCGCCGCCGCCGGAGAAUGGCGGGUGGCGGGGGAGAUGCCGGUGGAGUUCGCGGUGAGGCUGACGGUGUGGACGCCGAACGAGAGUGUUUACUCGGGCGACGGCAUGCUGUAUUGGAUGACGUCGGCGAGGGCGUACAGCGUGAUGGGGUUUGACAUUUCGUCGAACAGGUGGCGGGAGGUGGGCGUGCCGAUGGCGGACAGGCUGGAGUUCGCGGCGCUGGUGCGGAGGGAGGGGAAGGUGGCGGUGGUGGGGGGGACGUCGGGAGGAGGCGGGAGGGUGUGGGAGCUGGGUGGAGGGGAUGGGUGGGGGGUGGUGGGGGAGGUGCCGGUGGAAUUGGGGAUGAGGUUGCUGGGGGAGAAGAUGAAUUGGGGGUGUGUCAAGUGUGUGGGGAUUGAUGGGAUGAUGAUAUGUUUGUAUAAGGAUCUUGGUUCUGGUAUUAUAGUUUGGACUUGGAGUGAAGGAAAAUGGGGAUGGGUUCAUGGAUGCUCUUCCAUUCCUAGUAUCCCAAUCAAGGGAAUCUUGCUUCUACCUCAUCUUGCAACAUCAUCGGCCGUGAUUUGAUUUCAUACAUUAAUUAACAUUCAGUUUCAUCAAUAUUGUUCGAUUUUGUUGAUAUACUCCAAUACGUUAUCUUCAUAUCGAUUAAGGAUUUCUUCUCAAUGUUUGUCUAGUUAAUCAAAAAAUGUAAGGUGCGGUGCCUGCUUCUCAGAUGCCUUUAGUCUUUACCUUCUUUCGAUAUGAGAAAAAUAAUUUUCAAUAAUUAUUACAUGCCAAUUUCAUUUUA
Salvia splendens (bonfire salvia) is the source of this 1729-nucleotide messenger RNA. RefSeq names its product F-box/kelch-repeat protein At5g15710. The record is from RefSeq and is a predicted model, not a curated record. Bases 436 to 1506 code for a protein of 356 amino acids. NCBI's taxonomy places the organism in Eukaryota, Viridiplantae, Streptophyta, Magnoliopsida, Lamiales, Lamiaceae. Gene Ontology annotation, molecular function: protein binding. The transcript has a single exon.